GCGACUAUCAAGGUAGGUAUGUCAACGUGCCGGCUUGUCCUCGCGUCGUUGUCGCGAAAUUGCGAACGUGUCAUCCCCGGCACGACCGUCGUCUCGAAGAAGAGCUACUCAACCACCGCAGAAAAUGAAAAGACCUAUGAUAUCAUCAUCGCCGGAGGCGGCAUGGUCGGUACGACGUUGGCGUGCGCCAUAGCGAACAAUCGGAGAUUGGCAGACAAGAAGAUCUUACUUUUAGAAAAUAAUGCUAAACAGGAAUACACACCACAGGAGAAAUACUCCAAUCGAGUUGUUGCAUUGAAUCAACAAACCCGUACUUUAUUAUCCAGCAUAGGAGCAUGGAAACAUAUAGAGGCAAUCCGAUAUUCUCCAGUACAGAAAAUGCAGGUAUGGGAGGCAUGUUCCGAUGCUGUAAUAACAUUCAACGAGGAUUUCUCGUGUAAAGAAUUGGCCUAUGUAAUCGAGAAUGACCUGUUGCUGCACGCGAUCAACAAGCAGCUUUCUAAGAAAGAAAAUGUUACUUUGAUUUACAAUUCUAAAGUCGCCGAUGUAAAACUUCUGAAGACGGGAAUAGAAUUCGUUACUAUACAGCUGCAGUCUGGAGAACAGUACAGGACUAGGUUACUGGUGGGUGCCGAUGGCGUUAACUCCCUGGUGAGGAAGGCGAUGGGUGUGAUUUAUCUCAACUGGCAGUACAAUCAAUUGGGCAUCGUUGCGACUGUUAAGCUGUCUGAGCCCAUGGAGAACAUCGUGGCUUGGCAAAGAUUUCUUCCAACGGGACCCAUCGCCUUGCUUCCGUUGACAGAUUCUCUCAGUUCACUCAUAUGGUCCGUAACGAAAGAGAAAGCAAAGGAACUAUUGAAUAUCUCGGAGGAAGAAUUUGUCGACCGAAUAAAUGAGGCGCUGUGGCGAAUUUAUCCGAAGAGCAGCAUUGUCGAAAGCGGGAUGCAAGGAUUUCACUGGUUGCUUACAAGACUUGCCUUAAAGAUCAAUACAUCCAGGCAAAUGCCACCCUCCGUAAAGGCAAUUGUCGAGGGAUCGCGGGCAGCAUUUCCUUUAGGUUUUGGUCAUGCCUCGUCGUAUGUUCAGUCAGGCGCGGUGUUGAUCGGGGAUGCUGCACAUCGAGUCCAUCCUUUGGCAGGUCAAGGUGUGAAUCUAGGUUUCGGCGAUGUGGCAGAGCUGACGCAAAUCCUCGCCGAGGCUAACGUGAACGGCAGUCAUCUCAAUGAUAUGUUCUAUUUGCGGACAUACGAGACGCUGAGGCAACGUCACAAUGUACCAAUGAUGCUCGCCAUCGAUGGACUUCAUCGGUUCUAUCAACACACCGCGGCACCCAUUGUUCUUGGUAGAAGUCUGGGUUUGCAAUUAGUAAACGCUCUCCCGCCAAUCAAGAAACUUUUUAUGCAACAGGCUGCAGGAAAUAAUAUUUAAAAAAUGCUGAUCAUACUGGAGACUAGAAUGUACAGAAUGUAAAUAGUGUAAAGGAUGGUUAAUUUAUUCUCUGUAUCAUACAUAUAUAUCGUCAGAAGUGGCAAAUAAGGUACGGUUAACGCGAUGCUACAAUGCUUUGAAGCAUUUUUUAAUUGGUCAAUUUGUAAAAUUCUUUCUUCUAAUUGGUCCAUCAAACGCUUCAAAGCAUUUAUAGCGAGUCCUUGACCAGGCAUAGGUACAGGUUCGUAAUUAGUUUAUGGACGCUCCAAGAUAAUUAUAUUAAAUUUUUCUUAAUUUUA
This is a messenger RNA of Acromyrmex echinatior (Panamanian leafcutter ant), 1727 nucleotides long. It is a transcript of the gene Coq6, whose product is annotated as ubiquinone biosynthesis protein COQ6, mitochondrial. The record is from RefSeq and is a predicted model, not a curated record. Gene Ontology annotation, molecular function: FAD binding; 4-hydroxy-3-all-trans-polyprenylbenzoate oxygenase activity. NCBI's taxonomy places the organism in Eukaryota, Metazoa, Arthropoda, Insecta, Hymenoptera, Formicidae. Gene Ontology annotation, cellular component: mitochondrion. Gene Ontology annotation, biological process: ubiquinone biosynthetic process.